ACCAGUGCGCCCGGAAGAUGGCGGCGUCCACGAGUGCGGAGUCGCGGGGCCCAGGCGGCUGCCGGCGACGCGUGGGUCGCGGGAAGCGUCCGGGCAGGCGCGGGCCUGGGGGCGACGGGGCCGGAACCCUGAAGCGGCUAAAGGUAGCAGUGGAGGAGUUCGUGCAGGCGGCCUCCGAGGGCCAGCCCCCAGGCGGCCGCGAGGGGCCCCGGGCGGAGCGGAGUGCGCCGCCGGGCGGCAAGAAGAAGCGCAAGGAGCUGAGAAAAGAAAAGCGACGACUGAAGAAGGCGCGCCGGCUGCAGAGGACUGGUGGCCCCGCGCAGGGUCCGGGCGGCGGGGCCGGGACUGCGAGCGGGCACCAGGUGGAGGGCGCUAAGGGGCAGGGCGGCCUGCCGUCCCCGCCGCGUCGGGCCCCACGGCAGCCACAGGCCCCGCCGCCUCUCCCGGCCCCAGCGAAGAUAAAGACCGCCAAGGUAAAGACCGCCCCGGCCAAGGCCAAGGCCGCUUCAGCCAGGGCCGCCCCCGGGGACACCCGGCCCUCGGCCGCCGCCAACGCCGCCCGGAAACGGGCGCUCCUUGCGGCCAACGAAGAGGAGGACCGAGAGAUCCGGAAACUGGAGCGCUGUCUGGGCUUAAACAAGCGCAGGAGGAAGGAUGACUCCAGCUCUGUGCCUCUCAGCUUCGCCCGCGACGGGCUCGACUACAUUUUGGGAGCCCUGGGGUCCGGGGACGGCAGUGGCUUGUAUGACAGCAGCAGUGAGGAGGAGGGGGACCCCGGACAGACUUCCCGCGAGAGCAAGGGAGAGAGUGUUGCCGGGAGCGAGAGCGACACCAGGGAUGGGAGCGACCAGGAGAGCAUCUCCGGGGAUGAGAGCGACAACGACAGCGACUCCGGGGACUGGAGUGGGGAACAAGAGGACGAGCAGGAGCAGGAGGAGGACGUACAGAAGGAAAAGCGAAAAAAAGUAGAAGGGAGCGCGAAGGGGAAAUGCGGGACGAAGACGGUCCGCUUUGCGGAGGAUGAAGUCAGGCAUGAAAAUCCCCCGGAGGAUGUUGACACGGCACAGCAGCAGCAUCGUAGUAACAAUGGUGAGAAGUACAUCCCCCCGCACGUGCGGAGGGCAGAGGAGGUCGUGGACGCCCAGAAAAGGGAGGAGAGACAGAGGCUCCAGAAGCAGGUGCAAGGCUUGAUCAACAGGCUGAGUGAGCCCAACCUGCCCUCCAUCAGUGGGCAGCUGGAGGAGCUGUACAUGGGCCACAGCCGGAAGGACAUGAGCGACACACUGACCGGGGUCAUCCUGAGCGCCUGUGCCCCAGACUGGCCUGCACCCAGCCGGCUGGUGAUGGAGCACGUCCUCCUGGUCAGCGUCCUGCACUGCACAGUGGGCAUCGAGGUCGGAGCUCACUUCCUGGAGGCCGUGGUGCGGAGGUUCGACGGCGCGUACAGAGCAGGCUGCAAGGGCAGGGAGUGCGACAACCUGCUCACCAUCGUCGCCCACCUGUAUGGCUUCCGCGUGGUGCAGUCUCUGCUCGUCCUCGACCUGCUGAGGAGGCUCGUCGGGACUUUCACGGAGAGAGACGUCGAGCUGGUCCUGCUGCUGCUGAGAAACGUGGGCUUCGCACUGAGGAAAGACGACGCCCUGGCCCUCAAGGAGCUGAUCGCGGAGGCCCAGGCCAAAGCCCGCGAGGCGGGCAGCAGGUUCCAGGACCAGACCCGGGUGCGGUUUAUGCUGGAGACGAUGCUGGCACUGAGGAACAACGACAUGCGGAAGAUCCCGGGCUACGACCCCGAGCCUGCGGAGCGGCUGAGGAAGCUGCAGAGGACCUUGGUGCGUGGUGCUGCCUCGGGCACAGAAACACAGCUGCGAGUGUCCUGGGACAACGUCCUGAACGCCCAGCAGACCGGACGCUGGUGGAUCGUGGGGUCCGCCUGGAGCGGGACCCCAAUGAUCGACAGCAGUCAGCAGAAGGCCCUGCAGAAGCCGCUGGCUGGCACGGUCAGUGCCAAGAUGCUGGAGCUCGCCCGAAAGCAGAGGAUGAACACUGAUGUCAGGAGAAACAUCUUCUGUACGAUUAUGACCAGUGAAGACUUCUUGGAUGCAUUCGAAAAGCUUCUAAAGCUUGGACUCAAGGACCAGCAGGAAAGGGAGGUGGUGCACGUGCUGGUGGACUGCUGCCUGCAGGAGAAGAGCUACAACCCUUUCUACGCCUUCCUGGCCGGCAAGCUCUGCGGCUACGAGAGGAGGUUCCAGAUGACUUUUCAGUUCAGCAUAUGGGACAAAUUUCGGGACUUGGAGAAUUUGCCAGCCACUAAUUUCUCCAAUCUGGUUCAUCUGGUGGCCCACUUGUUGAAGACAAAAUCACUUCCCCUUUCCAUCCUCAAGGUGGUCGAGUUCAGUGAACUAGACAAACCCAGAGUCCACUUUUUACGGAGAGUGUUGUACAUGCUGUUGAUGGAAACAGAAGUUGAAGACCUGGGUGUGAUCUUUGCCAGGGUGUCCGACAACCCGAAGCUGGGUGUGCUGCGCGAAGGCCUGAAGCUCUUCAUCAGCCACUUCCUGCUGAAGGGCACACAGGUGCCCCGCAGUGCCGAGGAGGCCGGCACACUGCGGGAAAGAGCGGAGCUCACCACCCGGGCCCUGCAGGGCAGGACUGCACUGAGGAUGUAGGGCGCUUGGGCGCCUGCGUGCGGCCCAGCUGACUGGAGGAGCGCGGAGAGCCACGGCCUGGCCUGCUGCACCUCAGAUGCUGUAUUCUGGGUAUUUUUUGAUCCAAGGCUCUGCGUGUGUUGUAGACACUUGUGUGCAUGUGGGAGGCGCGGGCCGACACUGGACAGGGCUCUGUGACCAGACAGGUGGAGUGCGGUGUGUGCACAUGUGUGCCUCUCCUGUGUGCGUGUACAGACGAGGCGGGCCACUAGGGGCAAUUACAAAGAUGUGGGCUCGGUUUUCACCUCGCCUGUCAGUGCAGAGUUCAGAAUCCGUCAGUGACACGUGGCGCCUGCUUCUCGGUUGAUUUUCAGGUACUGGGGACGCUCACGUCCGGGACUGUCAGCGGCAGCCAGGCUCGGUGCUUUGCGUGUGCAGGCCAUGUGACUUGGUGAGGCGCGUCCCUCCUGUGUGUGUGGGCUGCUCACACCCACCUAGUGGCCCUGGGCUGUUGAGCACUGCCCUAAACCCCUUUGCAGGGCUUCCAGGGGCUGGUGCUGGGCUGCGGCUGGGGAGCAGCGUCCGGGGUUCAGAGGACAUGUGCCCAGUGAGGCGCGUGCCGCCUGUUGACAGCAGACUUAGCCUGUGGUGCACCUGCCACCACCAAGACAAGUGUCAUAGUUUUCAGCCCUCAAGAGUGUGCGUCCCUCCCAGGUACUGUAGGCCUGAUGUAAACGUCACCUUCCGUGGGUGCAGAAAGUUGCCGCGUGUGCCACACGCACACAAACCCCACAGCGUUCUGCCCUCCACUGGAGCCUCGUGGGCAGCUGCCCCGCCUGAGGGAGCGCCCCAGUCGGGCCCCCUCCACACACACUUACACACAGCACCAAUGCGACCCUGCGGCAGCUUGGGGCCGGAACCUGAUGUGUGUCCCAAGGUCUGUGGGCGCCUGAGCUGGUGGGCCAGUCUGACCGUGCGGGAGACUUGGGGAACCUGGAGCCGGGCCCCCAUGGGCUCUGGGCUUGGACGGUGAGAGGGCCGAGGGGUCAAGUGCGCCCGAGUCUCCACCUCCUCCCUGGGUUUUCACAAGGAGCCUCUGCUGGCUGGUGACUGGGUGUGAGGACCGCGCCACCUGAGGGGCCAGGGCCAGGAUGUCCCUCCCCCUGCUCCCUUUGUGGAGAAGAAAGGCUGUCACCCCUGCACAAGCUCCUGUGUUCUUACAGGUGACUUGUGGGUGACUGUUCACACUGACAGAGAUGUAGGACCCAGAACUCAGCCAGGUGGCUCUGUGACUUGCCUGUGCCUGUAAAUGAAGAGGCCGGGGCAGGGGGGCAUCUGGGAAGCUUCCAAGGACCAGGCACCCUCGUCCAGGUCAGGAUCCGGCUCCAUGGAGCCUGCGGAGGUUGGGAUUGGGCCUGAGGACCCUGGUGGAGAGGGGAGGGUGAGGAAGGGGGUGCGCACAGAGCGGGGCAGCUUGACUCACAGAGCCCUACCCGAGGGGCUGGAACAGGCGUGCGCCUGGGCUGGGAGUUAACAGACUGGGACACGGCGCAGGCCCAGCAGCCCUGGGGCAGGCGGAGGUGUGGGCAGUGUCCACUGAGGCCUCUGAAGAAACUCCUGACCAAGCACAAGGGGAGACCCAGACAGGACCUGAGUGACGCGGAUACAGGGCAUCCUGGGAGACCGGGUGGGCCAGUUUCUUGGGGACGUGACGGGGCCUGGGAACGGGAGCUUUGCCUUUUCUCACUCUGUGUCCUGCUCCGAGAGCUGCCCAUCGGGGCUGGCAGGAGGGGUGGGGUCACGCGGUGCCAUUUAUCUUGCGGCGAGCUAGAUAGAGGAUGAAAAAUGAAGCUGGCGUGAUAAGGUGAUGAAAGGGAGGUGGGGGCCAGCUUGAAACACUGCGGUGACUUCAGGGCCCUGCGGGCCAUGUGUGUUUGGGAGACAAAGCCUCGUGUGUCUGGCCCCAGAGCUGGCAGUUUGGCCUUGAGCACAUCCAGAGGGGACAGGUGGGCCUGUGACCUCCCGCAGCUUGUCAGGCGGCCACCUUCCCACCCACUGCCCCAGGGGAGUGAGGUCUCCUGCCCCAGGAGCCAGCUCUAGACUUCUCUCUUCGUCCCUGGGGCUCCCGUCUGACCCCAGCCCCUCACUGGGCCAAGCGAAGUCCAGACCUGGAGAUCGAUGGCUCUGGCCUGAGUGAAGCAGGCCUGGCUGGUUACGUGUAUUUAAAAACUGUCCUACCCUGGCUGGUAUGGCUCAGGGGACUGAGCACUGGCCUGCAAAAUUGAAGGGUCACUGGUUUGAUUCCCAGUCAGGGCACAGGCCUGUGUUGUGGGCCAGGUCCCCAGUAGCAGGCAUGGAAGAAGCAACAGAUCCAUGUUCCCCUCUCUCUAAAAGCUAAAUAAAGCGUUUUUAAAAAAAUUGUCCUCCAUAGAAAGUCACCUAUACGGCCCACUCGUUUCAUUUUGUCAGAGAAGAGAGUUUCCGGAGAAGGAGGGAAGGUUCU
Molecule: messenger RNA, 5151 nt
Organism: Artibeus jamaicensis (Jamaican fruit-eating bat)
Lineage: Eukaryota; Metazoa; Chordata; Mammalia; Chiroptera; Phyllostomidae
Gene: NOM1
Product: nucleolar protein with MIF4G domain 1
Exons: 11
Coding region: 18-2669 (883 amino acids)
Biological process (GO): ribosomal small subunit biogenesis
Cellular component (GO): nucleolus
Molecular function (GO): protein binding; RNA binding
Source: RefSeq, a predicted model, not a curated record